Molecule: messenger RNA, 1134 nt
Organism: Funneliformis geosporum
Lineage: Eukaryota; Fungi; Glomeromycota; Glomeromycetes; Glomerales; Glomeraceae
Source: the annotation of a GenBank genome assembly
AUGAGUAAAAAAGUUUGGGAAGUUAUAAUUUUAACUAAAAUUAUAAAAAAAAGAGAAUUAACAAAUAAUGGUGGAAAAAUAAACAUUAUGAAUAAUCAAAGGUAUAGAAAUGUAAAAAAAUUUUUAAUUGAGGAUUUGUUAGAGUUUCAUGUUAUUAAAAACGGAGUUAAGAAAGAUACAUAUGAAAAAAGUACUUCAAAAAAUAAAUACGACAACGCCCUUCUAAAAGACCAGCAAGAAGAACAAGAAUUAACUAAUUUGAAAAAUGAAAAAGACCAAUUUGCGAACUCAGUCCGCAAUUACGAGCAAGGAUUAAAAGCGGUUAUCGGCAAUGAUUUAACCAGUAGCAAUGAUAAGGAUAUUUUGGAUUUACAGCAAAAAAACACUGAUUUAACCAAAGCCAAAGAGGAGGCAGAAAAACAACUAAAAGAGAAACAACAACAAAUUUUAGACCAUAAAUGCGAUACUCCUAAUAAUGCUGAAUUAAACCAAGUCAAGGAGGAGUUAAAAAACGCCAACCAAGAAAAAGAUAGAUUGCAAACUGAAUUGAAUAAGAAAAAUAAAAAUAUUCCAAUCCCUCAACCAAAUGAGGAAGAGGAUAAAAAAGAAGAACAAGAAAAUCAGAAAUUAACGGUGGAAGAAUUAAGAGAAAAAUUAACUUCUAAACAACAAGAAAUAAGAGAUUUGCAGGAACAAUUAUCAAAAAUGAAUAAUUCCCAGUCUAACCAGGAUAGCAAACAAAACCCAAAAUUCUUAUUAGGAAUAAUGACCGCUUCCUUGGUAAUCGUGUUUGAAAAAAGGGGGUUAAGAAUAGCCGGAAUGAAAAUGGUUCGUUUAACUCCUCAAUUGGCUAAAAAUUUUUACCAAGAACAUAGCGAAAGACCAUUUUUUAAAGGAAUGACUGAAUUCAUGUGUAGUUCGCCAGUAGUGGUAAUUUGUUUGGAAGGAGAAAAUGCCAUUAAACUUAAUCGUGAAAUUAUGGGCGCCACUAAUCCCCUGGAAGCCAAGGUGGGAACGAUCCGAAGAACCUAUGGCGAAAGUAUUGAUAAUGCGAAUGCAGUGCAUGGUUCAGAUAGUUCCCAGGCAGCGCAAAGAGAAAUAAAUUUAUUUUUUAAAGAGGAGGAAAUUUUUUAA